AUGAGUCUAGAUCAUCCAGACGACCAAUAUUAUUUCCUUUCAGUGGCUGACACCUAUAUCAAUUUGGGCGAGAUCCAAGCAGCCAGUGCUCCCCAAUCAUCUGACACUCAAGGAUCAACAGCACCAGUGUCUGCUCCUGGAUCGUCUCCAGCAUCGAUUCCGCCAUCGGCUCCAUCCUCUGGACCUGCCCCUGCACUCGAUCCUACUCAAGGACCAGGAUCAACUCCACAAGCAUCUUCUCUUCCGAAUUCCGCUCCUCCUCCUCCAGCCCCAACUGCACCAAUUUUCAUCCCACCACCAGUACCACCUGAGAAUGCUGUGGCUGCUCUUACAGCAGCUACUCCACCGAAGGAAGAGGCGGCAGUCCCUGUUUCAGUCAAACCAGUUGCUGCGCCUGCUUUGAAAUUAUUCGAAGAUGUCAACUUGGAUUCCGAUGCAAAAUCUGCUCAGAAUGGAGUGAAGAGCAAGAAGUCAAAGGGUUCAGUGUCAGAUGCGAGAAAAAACAAAAGAAAGGGGUCAAGCGAAGAUUCGGGAGAAUAUAAGAAACCCAAGCAGCUAUACUUUGCUCGUGGAUGUUACUGUUUUUGCUUCUUCCUAUUUCUGGGAUUACUCAUCGUCUGGGGACUUGUCGCUGCUGUUGCCCUUAACUACCUUCAUAUCGAAUUCUUCGAGAAAUUGAUUACGAAUUUUGGAUAA
Molecule: messenger RNA, 696 nt
Organism: Caenorhabditis briggsae
Lineage: Eukaryota; Metazoa; Nematoda; Chromadorea; Rhabditida; Rhabditidae
Exons: 3
Coding region: 1-696 (231 amino acids)
Source: RefSeq, a predicted model, not a curated record